Molecule: messenger RNA, 3630 nt
Organism: Ruditapes philippinarum (Manila clam)
Lineage: Eukaryota; Metazoa; Mollusca; Bivalvia; Venerida; Veneridae
Product: zygotic DNA replication licensing factor mcm6-B-like
Exons: 16
Coding region: 66-2510 (814 amino acids)
Biological process (GO): DNA replication initiation; double-strand break repair via break-induced replication; mitotic DNA replication
Cellular component (GO): nucleus; MCM complex
Molecular function (GO): single-stranded 3'-5' DNA helicase activity; single-stranded DNA binding; ATP binding
Source: RefSeq, a predicted model, not a curated record
AUUAACCACACGUAAGUCACGUGAUUCAAACCGCGGGAAAGAGUGUCUUUGUUGUUGGCGUGAAAAUGGAUGUUGCAGAACAAGUUGCUCGCACUAAUCAAGUGAAGGAUCAGACAGGAGAGCGAUGCCAAAAGCUUUUUCAAGACUUCCUAGAAGAGUUUAAUGUUGAUGGGGAACAGAAAUAUUUAGCUGAAGUGCAAGAACUGAUCCGACCAGAGAGAAAUACACUGACUGUAAGUUUUGAAGAUGUUGAAAAAUAUAACCAGCAGCUUGCCACAGCUGUUCUAGAGGAAUAUUACAGAGUGUACCCAUAUUUGUGCCGAGCAGUACGCAACUAUGCCAAAGAUUGGGGACAGAUCCCACCCAAUAAAGAAUUUUAUGUCAGUUUCAUUGAUGUUCCAUCCAGGCUAAAAGUAAGAGAAUUGACCACAGCUAAGAUAGGGACCUUACUACGUAUAACUGGUCAGGUUGUACGCACCCACCCUGUACAUCCAGAGCUUGUCAGUGGCACAUUUAUGUGUCUGGAGUGUAGAACUAUUAUCAAAGAUGUUGAACAACAAUUUAAAUUCACACAGCCAAGUAUAUGCAGAAACCCAGUAUGCAACAAUAGGUCAAAGUUCAUGCUAGAUGUGAACAAGUCACGAUUUGUAGACUUCCAGAAAGUUAGAAUACAGGAAACCCAAGCUGAGUUACCUCGAGGAAGCAUACCUAGGAGUGUUGAAGUGGUGUUGAGAGCUGAGGCAGUUGAGAUGGCACAAGCAGGAGAUAAAUGUGACUUUACCGGAACUCUUAUUGUUGUACCAGAUGUGAGCACUUUAUCUACCGCAGGUGCUAGAGCCGAGACUUCAGCUAAAGUAUCAGCUAACUCAGGAUAUGAGAAUGAAGGUGUACGAGGCCUGAAGGCACUUGGUGUACGAGACUUGAACUACAGAAUGGCUUACCUGGCAUGUACAGUCACCUCAACAAAUGCAAGGUUUGGUGGAAGCUCCUUGAAGGAGGAAGAAAUGACAGCUGAGAAUGUUAAGAAACAGAUGACAGAUGAAGAAUGGCAGAAAGUUUACGAGAUGUCCAGAGAUAAAAAUCUGUAUCAAAAUCUCUGCUCUAGUCUGUUCCCAACUAUACACGGUAAUGAUGAAAUAAAGCGAGGAAUUUUGCUGAUGUUGUUUGGUGGUGUUCCUAAACAGACGCUAGAACAAACAAAGCUUAGAGGUGAUAUAAACAUCUGUAUAGUUGGUGACCCUAGUACCGCGAAGUCGCAGUUCCUGAAACAAGUAGAGGAGUUCAGUCCACGUGCGGUGUACACCAGUGGGAAGGCAAGUACAGCAGCAGGUUUGACUGCGGCUGUUGUUAGGGACGAGGAAUCUCACGAGUUUGUGAUCGAGGCUGGAGCCCUGAUGUUAGCUGAUAACGGUGUUUGCUGUAUUGAUGAGUUUGACAAGAUGGACCCAAAAGAUCAGGUGGCAAUUCACGAGGCUAUGGAACAGCAGACCAUCUCUAUAACUAAAGCAGGCGUCCGAGCUACAUUGAAUGCGAGAACAUCUAUUCUGGCUGCAGCUAAUCCUAUUGGAGGACGAUAUGACAGAUCAAAGUCACUGAAGCAGAACAUCACACUGACAGCACCCAUCAUGUCCAGAUUUGAUCUCUUCUUUAUUCUUGUUGAUGAAUGUAAUGAAGUAACAGAUUAUGCUAUAGCCCGGCGUAUUGUAGACCUUCACAGUCGUAACGAGGAGUCAGUAGAUCGUGUUUACUGUGUGGAGGAUAUUAUGAGAUAUCUGAUGUUUGCCAGGCAGUUCAAACCCAAGAUCAGUAAGGAAGCACAGGAUUAUAUGAUUGAGGAAUAUAAGAGACUAAGACAAAGGGACGGCACUGGGGCAGCCAAGUCAGCGUGGAGGAUCACAGUACGUCAGCUGGAGAGUAUGAUCCGGUUGUCGGAGGGUAUGGCCAGGAUGCACUGUCAAGAUGAGGUUCAGCCCAAGCACGUGAAGGAAGCGUUCCGGUUGUUGAACAAGUCAAUUAUACGUGUAGAACAACCAGACAUUCAUCUAGAGGAGGAGGAGGACGAACAAGAUCAACAAGAUGUCGAGAUGGAAGUUGAUGAAAAUACUCCACCAGCUACUGAUAAGCCCGAGGAGAACCAAGCAGCUGCUGGUCACCCGAAGAAGGGCCUCAAAUUGUCAUAUGAUGAGUACAAACAGAUGGCUAACCUCAUGGUAUUGUACAUGAGGAAAUCGGAGGAAGAAUCUGAUGAAUCUGACACCGCUGGUUUACGUCGCAGUAACCUGAUAAGCUGGUACCUUGGUGAGAUGGAGAGUGAAAUCGAAUCCGAGGCGGAGCUCAUCGAGAAAAAAUCUGUGGUAGAGAAAGUACUAGAUCGCCUAGUACAUCAUGACCAUGUUCUUAUUGAGCUAACACAGACUGGACUUGGGAAAAGAUUAAAAAAAGAUGAUGAGAGUUUAAUUAAAGAGGAUGACCCAUUCCUUGUUGUACAUCCAAACUAUGUGGUGGACUGAGAGACCAAAAAAUGUAGAAUUCACAAAUCUGUAUCUGUUAUUACUCCAAAAUGAAAUUUACAAGAUCUGAAACUUACGGUUCGAAAUAAUAUUUCUUUAAACCUUUUGUAACAAAGCAUUGAUAUUUUUGUCAGCAAAAUAUUUUCAAUUUACUUUUAUAAUCAUUGAUUUAUUACAUAGAUUAAUUCUUGUUGGGGUAAAAAAAAGAAUUGUGUUGUAGUUAAAUAACAAAACAGUAAGGAUUUCCUUUAAAGUGCACUCGAUCUAUAAACUUAGCACCAUUGGGUAGGGUAUUGCAAGUUGCAUUGUUAAUUUACUUGCACACAAUCUGCAAUUAUUUAAGAAGAUUUUGUACAAUAUAUCAGAUUAUGAUAAAUUGGAUUAUGCUUUGUCUUUUGUAAUCUAUAUACAAUUUGCCUGUCUAAAUUUUUACGUAUAUUUUGUACAUGUUCAAUAUAUAUGAUGAUUUUUGAUAUACAUAAAUAAUCUAAGCUGGUAACGGGACCAAUUUUGUACAAUGUUCACCAGAAUAUUUUCAGUAUGUGUUCAAAAAAUCAUGUGUUCACUUGUUACAAAUUUUGUUAUGUUUAAGAAUAUGUGUUUAAAACUAAUGUGUUCAAAAAACCUUGUUAUCUAUAAGGGUAUGUGUUCAAAGGUGAUGUGUUCAUCCAACUAUUCUUGUUAUCUAUAAGGGUAUGUGUUCAAAGGUGAUGUGUUCAUCCAACUAUUCUUGUUAUCUAUAAGGGUAUGUGUUCAAAGGUGAUGUGUUCAUCCAACUAUUCUUGUUAUCUAUAAGGGUAUGUGUUAAAAAAUAAUGUGUUCAAUUGUAAAAAAAUGCUUUUUCUUUGAAAAAAAAAUAUGUUUGAUAUCUUUUUCUUGGUACUCUAUACUUCCAGUAAUACAUAAUUGUAUAAAACUUUUGUCAUUUAAGUCUUUGUAUUGUUUUAUACAAACUUAACUGUAGAGACUUCUUUUGUUGAAAAAUUAUUAGAAAUGAUUUUGAACUUUUUAAGAAGACCCAAUUAACUGUAAGUGCUUGUAUGUUAUAAAAUAUUUGUUCUGUAAAUAAGUCACUAUUGAGAUAAUUAAAAAGAAAGAAAAAUAGAAAUUUAGAAGAAAA